AUGGCAGCUGCGCAAAAAGACCGGCAGUUCAAGGUCCUCAAAUUCGUGGGAAAAGGCAGCUAUGGCUCCGUCUUCCUGGUUCAACGUUUGGCUGACGGACAGACAUACGCACUGAAGGAGAUGGACGUGCGAUCCAUGAGUCAGGCGGAGCGGGAGGACUCGAUCAACGAGAUCCGCCUGCUUGCCUCCGUGUCGCACCCUAACGUCAUCUCCUACAAUGAGGCGUUUCUGGACGGCAACCGGCUGUGCAUCAUCAUGGAGUACGCGGCGGAUGGCGACCUGGCCAAGGUCAUCAAAAAGCAGCAGCAGAUGCGGCGGCCCCUGCCGGAGGACGUCAUUUGGCGCUACUUCAUCCAGGUGGUGAUGGGGCUGCAGGCGCUGCACAAGAUGAAGAUCCUGCACCGGGACAUCAAGCCCGGGAACAUCAUGGUGUUUGAAAACGGAGUCGUCAAGAUCGGGGACCUGGGCAUUGCGAAGCUGCUCACGAAGACGGCAGCGGCCAAGACCCAGAUCGGCACGCCGCACUACAUGGGGCCCGAAAUCUGGAAAAGCCGGCCGUACUCGUACACCUCGGACACGUGGGCAGUUGGCUGCCUGCUGUACGAGCUGGCCGCGCUGACGGUGCCCUUCGAGGCCCGUUCCAUGAGCGAGCUGCGCUACAAGGUGCUCCGCGGCGCCUACCCGCCCGUGCCCGGCAGCUACUCCCGGGACCUGCAGCAGCUGGUGCGGGAGUGUCUCGACCCCAACCCCGACAAGCGGCCCUCCAUGGACGACAUCCUGGCCCUCCCCUCGGUGGUCUCGCGCACCCGGCAGCUGGUGCCCCAGGAGAGCCGCAACCCCCCCACCACGGCGGGGAGUGCGCUGGUGGAAACCAUCAAGGUGGGGCGGGGUGGGGGAGGGGCGGGGCAGGGGAGGGGUGGGGGAGGGGACAACCAACGCAAACGCAGACCAGGUGGGGUGCGGGCCCCAAUGAUGUAA
Messenger RNA from Volvox carteri f. nagariensis, 978 nucleotides. It is a transcript of the gene cnk2, whose product is annotated as NimA-related protein kinase 2. The transcript is spliced from 4 exons. The record is from RefSeq and is a predicted model, not a curated record. The coding region runs from base 1 to 978 and encodes 325 amino acids. NCBI's taxonomy places the organism in Eukaryota, Viridiplantae, Chlorophyta, Chlorophyceae, Chlamydomonadales, Volvocaceae. Gene Ontology annotation, molecular function: ATP binding; protein kinase activity. Gene Ontology annotation, biological process: protein phosphorylation.